Molecule: messenger RNA, 2094 nt
Organism: Mercurialis annua (annual mercury)
Lineage: Eukaryota; Viridiplantae; Streptophyta; Magnoliopsida; Malpighiales; Euphorbiaceae
Product: AMSH-like ubiquitin thioesterase 1
Exons: 14
Coding region: 217-1803 (528 amino acids)
Biological process (GO): protein K63-linked deubiquitination; protein K48-linked deubiquitination
Cellular component (GO): endosome; membrane
Molecular function (GO): protein binding; metal-dependent deubiquitinase activity; K63-linked deubiquitinase activity
Source: RefSeq, a predicted model, not a curated record
UAUAUUUCCAAGAUUACCCUUUCCAUAACCAAAAAUGACAUUCUUGUUCACAUCGGCUCCUUCCUUCUGUAGUCGCUAGCAGGUAGCAGCAGCCAUUAACAACCUUUCUUUGAACUUCCAACAACAUACGUCACCGCCGAUCCAAAUCACAGCAACAAACCGUCAAUUUUUUUCUGGUCCACCGGAAAAUUUGAUCAGCAACAGUAGGAAAAUUCAAUGAGGUCGUCUUCUUCUACUCGCGGUGGUAGAAUAAAUAUCGCUACCGUCGCUCAGAAAAUUGAUGUCGAUAAUCGAAUUUCUCUCCGAUUUUACUUCCGGAUCGCCGAUAGUAUUCUCAAACAGGCUGAUAUCUUUCGAGAAGAGAGAAAUAUUAUAGACCUGUAUACUAUGCUUUUAAGGUUUUCAAGCUUGGUAUCAGAAACAAUACCAUAUCAUCGAGACUACAGGGCAUCCCAAGAGAGUAAGAAAGUUUAUUUGAAAAAGAGAUUGUUGAAUGCUGUGAUAGAGUUGGAGGACUUGAAGCCAGCAGUCCAGCAAAAGAUCAAUGAAUUAAACAGAAAACACACCCAACAAGUGAAUGGCUCGGUCUCUGUGAAUCAAAAUGAUUCAUUAGUGGGGCCUCCUGUCAAAAAGAAAACCUUUACUAGUUAUGACGUGACUAAGGCAGGGAGACCAGCGUCACAAGAAAUUGUAUCUCAGGGCACAAGAACUCAGCAAUAUUCGCAUGUUAGGCCACCAGAAGAACAAUUCCAGAGAUGGUCUUUAAACUUUCCACAACCAAAGGAGGAAACUCUCUCCAGACAUUCUAUAUUGGGUCCAAAUGGGCUUCAGGGGCAAUGGCAACCACCUAGGAGCGAUAAAGGAGUCAGGUAUCCUAGCAACAUAGACCUCACUCCAGUCAAAUUCCCCAGCCUGCUGCUGGAAAAUGGAGUUGCAGAGAAAAACUACUCUAGCCAUUCAGAAGUUCAAAACCUGCAGCUGUUCAAAGAAAAUGGGGUCAAUUUAGAAUCAGAUAGCAACAGCUCAGGACUUGAAAGACCAAGUUCACAGGUGGAUAGUCAGAUGUGCAAAGCUGAAGAACCUAGUGCAUUGAUUUCCUUCGAAGCAACAGAAAUGCCUGUUCAGACAAAUCUAAUUAGACAGCCUUCUCCUCCAGCUGUGCUUGCAGAAGUACAAGAUUUGUUACCUGCAAUGUCUCCACAAUUUACGGAAGUAGGAAAUAAAUUAAGCAUUUCCUCACCUGAUGAUAUUGCUUGUUCUGAACCUCCCUUACAACUGCACAUUUCAACCACAAUGAUGGAGAAUUUCAUGAAGCUGGCAAAGUCAAAUACUGAUAAGAAUUUAGAAACUUGUGGUGUCCUAGCUGGAAAACUCAAAAACAGAAUGUAUAGUGUUACAGCUCUGAUCAUCCCUAAGCAGGAGUCCACAUCUGAUUCAUGUCAAACAACCAAUGAAGAAGAAUUAUUUGAAGCGCAGGAUAACGGAGAUCUAUUAUCUCUUGGGUGGAUACAUACGCAUCCUACACAGUCUUGUUUCAUGUCUUCAAUUGAUGUCCACACCCAUUACUCAUAUCAGACAAUGUUGCCACAAGCUGUCGCCAUUGUCAUGGCGCCAUCAGAUUCCUCGAGAAAACAUGGCAUUUUUCGGUUGACAACCCCUGGUGGCAUGAAGGUUAUAAGAAACUGCCAGCAACGUGGAUUCCAUCCUCACAGUCAACCUGAGGAUGGUGGGCCAAUUUACCAGACCUGUACAGAUGUCUAUAUGAAUCCGAACUUAAAGUUUAAAGUUACCGACCUUCGGUAAUUUGUUCAUUUGAUUUUAGCCGACUUAUUGCAAUUGUUCAUAAUCAUACAAUCCAUUUAUUGUUAGAGGCUUUACCAACGGACUGUAUACGUCACCGUGUCUGUAAAGAAGGGGAUAUUGAAAUUUCCCAUCGCAAGUGUCUGCAUAUACUAGUACUGAUCAGUCCAUCUAGGAACUGGAUACCUCUAGUUUUAUGACUAGUAAAUACUCUUGAAACUGUUUUAUAUUCGUCUUAAAGUAUAAAAGACUCGGAAACAUUCAAAAAAAUUGCAAGAGUUUGUGAUUCAUGAA